AACACCUCGAUGACGUCACACAGGAGGAAGAACAAAACAAGAUGGCGUGUGGCGGAGAAUACGUUGUUUUGGUUAUCAUGGUUUGUAGGUCUUAAUUACAACGUACAUGUGCACAUGUGUGUCGUUUAACAGAGUUUACGUCCUUGUUAAUUGUUUGUUUGCGGAUACAUUAGUCUGAGUGCACUUUGACGUGCUAGCCUAGCCUGCUGGUUAGCUUAGCUUGUUAGCUGCUAACAAAGAGAGGCGGAAGUGAUCGACACAUCAAAGCAGAGAUCCAAUACGUCUGUGAAGAACAUCUUCACCCUGAGCAACAGAAGUGGAGUUUCAGGAUGCGGACAGAGGAGCCACAGCCCUCCCACAUUAAGAAGGAAGAGGAAUACCCACUGAUGCCCCAUUUUAAAGAGGAAGAGGAGGACCCACUGACACCACAAAUUAAAGAGGAAUCAGUGUAUUCACUGAGCCCUCACAUUAAGGAUGAAGAGGAGGACCCAUUGAGCCCUCACAUUAAGGAGGAAGAGGAGGACCCACUGACCCCUCACAUUAAAGAGGAAGCGGAAGAACACAGCAUCAGUCAGCAGGGAGAGCAUCUUGAAGGACUGGAGGAGGUUGAUGUCACCAAGAUGCCAGUGACUGGUGUCCCUGUGAAGAGUGAGGAGAGGGGAGGGGGGGAGCCUCCAAGCAGCAGCUCAACACAACACAUGACAACAGAAGCUGAUGGAGACCACUGUGGAGGAUCACAAGCAGACAAGCUCUUAGCUCCACUAUCAGAUAGUGAGGACACAACCUCACACUCUCCUGACACUGAUGAUGAAGACUCUAAAGAUGAUGCAACAUGUCACACUGACAACACACGCCUGACAUGCUCUCACUGUCACAAAACAUUUAAAUACCAAAGUCUUCUGAAAAGACACAUAAAAACACACACUGGAGAAAAAACUUUUUCUUGUUCAACCUGUGGUAAAGGUUUUACACAAAGUCAGAAUUUGAAAAGACACAAGAGAACACACACCGGAGAAAAACUUCAUGUCUGUUCAAUCUGUAGUAAAAGUUUUGUACAAAGAAACAAUUUGGAAGUACACAAGAGAACACACACUGGUGAAAAACCCUUUUCCUGUUCAACCUGUGGUAAAGGUUUUACAGAAUUUCAGAGUUUGAAAAGACACAUGAGAACACACACUGGUGAUAAACCUUUUUCCUGUUCAACCUGUGGUAAAGGUUUUACAGAACUUCAGAGUUUGAAAAGACACAUGAGAACACACACUGGUGAAAAACCCUUUUCCUGUUCAACCUGUGGUAAAGGUUUUACACAAAGUCAGCAUUUGGAAAGACACAAGAGAAUACACACCAGAGAAAAACUUCAUGUCUGUUCAAUCUGUGGUAAAAGUUUUGUACAAAGAAACAAUUUGAAAGUACACAUGAGAACACACACUGGUGAUAAACCUUUUUCCUGUUCAACCUGUGGUAAAGGUUUUAUAGAACUUCAGAGUUUGAAAAGACAUAUGAGAACACACACUGGUGAUAAACCUUUUUCCUGUUCAAUCUGUGGUAAAGGUUUUACACAAAGUCACAAUUUGAAAAGACACACUAGAACACACACUGGUGAAAAAUCACAUGUCAGCGAUCAAACCUUGUAGCACACAUGAGGAGACACCCAGGAGAGAAAGUGUUGAGUUGCAGUGUGUGUGGUGAAAGAUUGUCUUCUAAGUACCAGUGUAAGAAACACAAGUGUGCUGGUGAGAACAGCAGCAGCAAAUGAAACUGCAGGAUUUGAAAUAAACUAUCAAGACUUUCAUUUUGACUUUCUAACAACAUCAGCACAUAUAACAUGUGUGACAUUGUUGUUUGUCUAACAAUCUGUUUAAUAUCCUUCUACAUUUAUACACCAUUUUUUCAGCCCAUUGAAUGCAUUAAUGUGCAACAUUGUGUACUUUUAUAUUGACAUAUAUUACUAAAAGAGGAACAAUUUUACUAAGAAGGUCAGUAAAUCCAAAACAGUACAAAACAUGUGAUAUAUGUAAAUUGCAUUUAGUGUACAUAUAUUUCACACAAAAUCUCCUUUUAAAAUGUGUGACUAUAUGUGUAACAUUGUUGUUUGUGUAACACUAUUUUAAAAUGUUGUUACAUUUAUAGAUUAGAUAUUUUGUAUUAGUGUUUUUUUUAGUCAAGUACAUGCAUUAUUAUGCAACAUUGUGUACUUUUAUUCAAAAUUGAACAGAACAUUUUGACUGAAAAGGUGAGAGUAAACAAUACAAGACAUAUUUUACAUACAUUAAAAACAUGUGUGUAUAUAUAUAUAUAUAUAUAUAUAUAUAUAUAUAUAUUCAUCAUACAAUAUUAGACUUAUUCAUAGUAGUGUUUUUUAUAGGUGUUUAAAAUAUUGAAGUGUGACAUAUUUUUAUUUCUAAUUAUUAAUAAUCCCAUAGAUAAGCACCUUUAUAUGAUAUACAUAUGUACUGCUUCACAUCCGAAACAUCUUCUGAACCACUUCAGGAAGUAUAUUAUUGUUCACUUUAUAUAUCAUUUGAACAGUUGUCUUUUAUACUAUUUUAAAAUGUGACUUUAUGAGUCAUUUGUUGGGUCUGUAUAAUCAUUUUUAUUAAUUAUCUUCAUUACUCUUUUGUAAUAUGAUGAUUGUGUUGUGAGUGUUUUAUAUGUAUGUCCCCAGACCUUCAUGCAAUAUAAAAGUGAGAGAAAAUGACUGUAUUGUUUGUGGAAGGAUGGUUUUGUUACAUUUGUGGAUAAAAUAAAAUAAAAAUCCUUUAUUGUAUUUUAAA
Molecule: messenger RNA, 2774 nt
Organism: Nerophis ophidion (straightnose pipefish)
Lineage: Eukaryota; Metazoa; Chordata; Actinopteri; Syngnathiformes; Syngnathidae
Product: zinc finger protein OZF-like
Exons: 2
Coding region: 330-1634 (434 amino acids)
Biological process (GO): regulation of DNA-templated transcription
Molecular function (GO): RNA polymerase II cis-regulatory region sequence-specific DNA binding; DNA-binding transcription factor activity, RNA polymerase II-specific
Source: RefSeq, a predicted model, not a curated record